Panicum virgatum (switchgrass) is the source of this 2124-nucleotide messenger RNA. Its product is annotated as 3-ketoacyl-CoA synthase 5-like. Gene Ontology annotation, biological process: fatty acid biosynthetic process. Bases 153 to 1607 code for a protein of 484 amino acids. The record is from RefSeq and is a predicted model, not a curated record. Gene Ontology annotation, molecular function: acyltransferase activity, transferring groups other than amino-acyl groups. Gene Ontology annotation, cellular component: membrane. The transcript has a single exon. Lineage: Eukaryota; Viridiplantae; Streptophyta; Magnoliopsida; Poales; Poaceae.
CUCUCCUCUCGUCUCGCCUCAGACUCCAGUAAUCACACACUCACAUUACAGCUCCACGCCCUGAGCCUGGCCCGGACACACGGCGGCUAGCUAGCCCAGCACCGCAACCGCACAACGCGACGACGGGAGCGCCGCCUCGAGGUUCGGGCACCAUGGGCUCCUCGGCGCAGCUCAAGCGGCUCAAGCCCCUCUACCAGCUGGUGGUGAACAACAUCCUCGCCAUUGUCGCGGUGCCGCUCGCCGCCGUGGUGGUGCUCAAGGCGGCGGAGCUGGGGCCCGGGGAGAUCCUGGCGCGGCUGCGCACGCGCCGGCCUGCGCACAUUUUCCUGGCCGCAUUCCUGCCGGCGGCGGCCGCGGUGCUGUACCUCCGGCUCCGGCCGCGCGCGGUGUACCUGGUGGACUACGCGUGCUUCCGCACCAACCCCAACUGCCGCGUCCCGUUCGCGACGUUCCUGGAGCACUCCCGCGUGUGGCCCGGCUUCGACGAGCGCAGCGUCCGGUUCAUGACCCGCCUGCUGGAGCGCUCGGGGCUCGGGGAGGAGACCUGCCUGCCGUACGCGCAGCACUACAUCCCGCCGUCGCGGGACCUCGCGUCCUCCCGCGCCGAGGCCGAGCUAGUCAUCUUCUCCGCCAUCGACGACCUGCUCGCCAAGACCAAGAUGUCGCCGCAGGACAUCGACAUCCUGGUCGUCAACUGCAGCCUCUUCGCGCCGACGCCGUCCUUCACCGACAUGAUCAUGCACCGGUACAAGCUCCGCGAGGACGUGCGCAACGUGCACCUCGCCGGGAUGGGGUGCAGCGCGGGGCUCAUCUCCGUGGAGCUCGCCCGGAACCUGCUGCAGGUGGCUCCCCGCGGCGCGCACGCGCUGGUGGUGUCGACGGAGACCAUCACGCCCAACUACUACAUGGGGCAGGAGCGCGCGAUGCUGCUCCCCAACUGCCUGUUCCGCAUGGGCGGCGCGGCGGCGCUGCUGUCCACCAACGGCGCGAAGGCGCGGUUCCGGCUGGCGCGCGUGGUGCGCACGCUCCGCGGCGCCGCGGACAGCGCGUACCGCUGCGUUUACCAGGAGGAGGACGAGCGGGGCAACGUCGGGAUCAACCUGUCCAAGGACCUGAUGAACAUCGCUGGCGACGCGCUGAAGGCGAACAUCACGGCGAUGGGGCCGCUGGUGCUGCCGGCGUCGGAGCAGCUGCUGUUCGCGCUGUCCUUCAUGGCGCGCAAGGUGCUCAGCAACCGGAUCAUGCCCUACAUCCCGGACUUCCGCAAGGCGUUCGAGCACUUCUGCAUCCACGCCGGCGGGCGCGCCGUGAUCGACGAGCUGCAGCGCAGCCUGACGCUGCCGGACGAGCAGGUGGAGGCGUCGCGGAUGACGCUGCACCGGUUCGGCAACACCUCCAGCAGCUCGCUCUGGUACGAGCUCGCCUACAUCGAGGCCAAGGGCCGCAUGCGCCGCGGCGACCGCGUCUGGAUGAUCGGCUUCGGCUCCGGGUUCAAGUGCAACAGCGCCGCCUGGGAGUGCAUCCGCCCCGCCGCCAACGCCGACGGGCCCUGGGCCAACUGCAUCCACCGCUACCCCGUCCACAUCCCCGACGUGCUCAAGCACUGACCGCGCCGCCGAAGACCGCCCCCGUACGUUCGCAGCCAUUCCUGCCUCUUCCGCCUAGUGUCUCGCACCUCCUCUACUCUUCUAGCUAUUCCCUCUCCGGCCGCCGGUUCGUUGCCAUUGCCACAUUUGGUUGGGGUCGAGGGCUUUGUCGUGUCGGCCUGUCAGAGCGGGCGGCGGGGUGGUCGUACGUCUUAAAGGCGGCGGGUCAGGUGGCUCUUCGUGCAUGUGUGCGCCGCCGGGGCGGGCGGCGGGUGUGUUGCGGUCGAGGUGGUGGUGUAGUCGUUCGUAAUCGCGUCGCCGUUGGCUGUGUGACUUGUUCGCGUCGUAUUCUGUUCCCAUUUCUUCUUCUCUCUAUUUAUUUUUUGCGUAUUUUCUUUUAACACAUUCAUCCAGUAUAAGGAGAGAGACAAGAGCUAGACAAGGAAGAAGAAGAAGAAGAGGAUCUUGAUGUAUCUGUGUACCUACCAAAACUCCAAAAAUCUGUGUACCUAUUCUAUGAAUCGAUUGUUUACUAGUA